UAAGUGCACCAGCGCAGGCGCAGGAGGCGGGCAAAUUCUGAGGACCCGGAGAGCGGGAGGGUUUGUCUCCCCGAUCCUUUCCAAGAUUACGAGCAUACAAGCGCACCAGAGCGACUGAGAGCAAGAGCUACUGAGAGAAUUGGCUUCCUCCUGUUCAUCAGCGCUCACCGGAAGCAGGCGAGUACGGGAAUCUGGGAGGACUUAAUUGGAGUUCCGUCUGCCUUUUCCAGGAAACGCGCGCGCGCGCGUACCCAAACGACCCCGCGCACGGCUCAUCUCGCGAGACUUGACUCGAGCCCGAGAUCCGGGCGUUUAUGUUUGCUCCGGGACCCUCUUUGCCGUGCUCCUGCCUUCCCCAACCCCUGCAGUCUCCACCGUUGCAGCCCCACACUGCCUCGCCUUGCAUCGCCAUGGGUUUUCUAAAACUGAUCGAAAUCGAAAAUUUCAAGUCCUACAAGGGUAAGCAGAUCAUCGGGCCCUUUCAGAGGUUUACAGCCAUUAUCGGGCCUAACGGCUCCGGGAAGUCGAAUCUUAUGGACGCUAUCAGUUUCGUGCUGGGAGAAAAGACCAGCAAUUUGCGUGUAAAGACUUUGCGGGAUCUGAUCCACGGGGCUCCCGUGGGCAAACCAGCUGCCAACCGUGCAGCGGUCAGCAUGGUGUAUUCUGAGAACAAUGGUGAGGAACGCAUCUUUGCCCGGAUAAUUGUGGGGGGUUCCUCUGAGUACAAAAUCAACAACAAGGUGGUCCAGCUGCUUGAAUACAGCCAAGAGCUGGAGAAACUGGGCAUUCUCAUCAAAGCUCGGAACUUCCUAGUGUUCCAGGGUGCUGUGGAGUCUAUUGCUAUGAAGAACCCCAAGGAGCGGACAGCCUUGUUUGAGGAGAUCAGCCGCUCAGGGGAAUUGGCCCAGGAGUAUGAUAAGCGGAAGAAGGAGAUGGUAAAGGCUGAGGAAGAUACUCAGUUCAAUUACCACCGAAAGAAGAACAUUGCUGCUGAGCGCAAGGAAGCCAAGCAAGAGAAGGAGGAAGCUGACCGCUACCAGAGGCUGAAAGAUGAAGUUGUUCGUGCACAAGUGCAGCUACAGCUCUUCAAACUGUAUCACAAUGAGAUGGAGAUUGAGAAAUUGAAUAAGGAACUCACUUCCAAGAACAAGGAGAUUGACAAGGAAAAGAAGCGCAUGGACAAGGUGGAAGAAGAGCUAAAGGAUAAAAAGAAAGAACUGGGCAAAAUGAUGCGUGAGCAGCAGCAGAUUGAGAAGGAGAUAAAAGAGAAAGACUCAGAGCUUAAUCAAAAGCGGCCUCAAUACAUCAAGGCUAAAGAAAAUACUUCACACAAGAUCAAGAAGCUGGAAGCUGCCAAGAAAUCUCUGCAGAAUGCCCAGAAACAGUACAAGAAGCGAAAGGGUGAUAUGGAUGAACUAGAAAAGGAAAUGGUGUCAGUGGAGAAGGCAAGGCAAGAGUUUGAAGAUCGCAUGGAAGAAGAGAGUCAGAGCCAGGGACGGGAUCUGACUCUGGAGGAGAAUCAAGUGAAAAAGUACCACAGACUGAAGGAAGAAGCCAGCAAAAGAGCAGCCACCCUGGCCCAGGAGCUAGAGAAGUUCAAUAGGGACCAGAAAGCUGAUCAAGACCGGCUGGACUUAGAAGAACGAAAAAAAGUUGAGACAGAGGCCAAGAUCAAACAGAAACUUAGGGAAAUUGAGGAGAAUCAGAAGCGAAUUGAGAAGCUGGAAGAAUACAUUACCACUAGCAAGCAGUCUCUGGAGGAACAGAAGAAACUAGAGGGGGAGCUAACAGAAGAAGUUAAACUUGCUAAACAGCGCAUUGAUGAAAUCAACAAGGAACUGAAUCAGGUGAUGGAGCAACUUGGAGAUGCCCGCAUAGACCGGCAAGAAAGCAGCCGGCAGCAACGCAAGGCAGAGAUAAUGGAAAGCAUCAAACGCCUCUAUCCUGGUUCUGUUUAUGGCCGUCUCAUUGAUCUGUGCCAGCCAACACAGAAAAAAUACCAGAUUGCUGUGACUAAAGUGUUGGGCAAAAAUAUGGAUGCUAUCAUUGUGGAUUCUGAAAAGACUGGCCGGGACUGUAUCCAGUAUAUCAAGGAACAGCGUGGGGAGCCUGAGACAUUUUUACCACUUGACUACCUAGAAGUGAAACCAACUGAUGAAAAGCUGCGGGAACUGAAAGGGGCCAAGCUGGUGAUUGAUGUGAUUCGCUAUGAGCCACCACACAUCAAGAAGGCUCUCCAGUAUGCCUGUGGCAAUGCUCUAGUAUGUGACAAUGUUGAAGAUGCCAGGCGAAUUGCCUUUGGUGGCCAUCAGAGACAUAAGACAGUGGCGCUAGAUGGGACACUUUUCCAGAAGUCUGGUGUCAUCUCUGGGGGAGCAAGUGACCUCAAAGCCAAGGCCCGUCGCUGGGAUGAGAAAGCAGUUGACAAACUGAAAGAGAAGAAAGAGCGCCUAACAGAGGAGCUAAAGGAACAGAUGAAGGCCAAGCGGAAGGAGGCUGAGCUGAGGCAAGUGCAGUCCCAGGCUCAUGGCUUGCAGAUGAGGCUCAAGUACUCCCAGAGUGACCUGGAACAGACAAAGACCCGCCACCUUGCACUCAACCUACAGGAAAAGUCCAAGCUGGAGAGUGAGUUGGCUAACUUUGGGCCUCGUAUCAAUGACAUCAAGAGGAUCAUUCAGGGCCGGGAAAGAGAGAUGAAAGACCUGAAGGAGAAGAUGAACCAGGUAGAGGAUGAGGUUUUUGAGGAGUUCUGCCGAGAGAUUGGAGUUCGCAAUAUUCGUGAAUUUGAGGAAGAGAAAGUGAAGCGGCAGAAUGAAAUAGCCAAGAAACGGCUUGAAUUUGAGAACCAGAAGACUCGCCUGGGUAUCCAGCUAGAUUUUGAAAAGAACCAGCUGAAAGAGGACCAAGACAAGGUUCACAUGUGGGAGCAGACAGUGAAGAAAGAUGAGAAUGAAAUCGAAAAGCUCAAAAAAGAGGAGCAGAGACACAUGAAAAUAAUUGAUGAAACUAUGGCCCAGCUGCAGGAUCUCAAGAAUCAGCAUCUGGCAAAGAAAUCUGAGGUGAAUGACAAGAACCAUGAGAUGGAGGAAAUCCGUAAAAAGUUGGGUGGAGCCAAUAAAGAAAUGACCCACCUGCAAAAAGAGGUAACAGCUAUAGAGACAAAGUUAGAACAGAAGCGGAGUGACCGGCAUAACUUGCUGCAGGCUUGCAAAAUGCAAGAUAUCAAGCUGCCCCUGGCCAAGGGAACCAUGGAUGACAUCAGCCAAGAAGAAGGGAGCUCCCAGGGGGAAGAGUCUGGGAGUGGCUCACAACGAACAUCCAACAUUUAUGCCCGCGAAGCCCUUAUUGAAAUUGACUAUAGUGACCUCUGUGAGGACCUAAAAGAUGCUCAGGCUGAAGAGGAAAUUAAGCAGGAAAUGAACACACUGCAGCAAAAGCUGACAGAACAGCAGAGUGUUCUGCAGCGUAUUGCAGCUCCCAAUAUGAAGGCUAUGGAGAAACUGGAGAGUGUGCGUGACAAGUUCCAGGAGACAUCAGAUGAAUUUGAGGCAGCUCGAAAGCGGGCCAAGAAAGCUAAACAUGCCUUUGAGCAGAUUAAAAAGGAACGCUUUGAUCGCUUCAAUGCCUGUUUUGAGUCCGUGGCCACCAACAUUGAUGAGAUCUACAAAGCCCUGUCCCGUAACAGCAGUGCUCAGGCUUUCUUGGGUCCUGAGAACCCAGAGGAGCCCUACUUGGAUGGGAUUAACUACAACUGUGUGGCCCCUGGCAAGCGGUUCCGGCCCAUGGACAAUCUGUCUGGUGGGGAAAAGACUGUAGCAGCCCUUGCUUUGCUCUUUGCCAUCCACAGCUACAAACCAGCCCCCUUCUUUGUUCUAGAUGAAAUUGAUGCAGCUUUAGAUAACACCAACAUUGGCAAAGUUGCCAACUAUAUAAAAGAACAGUCAACUUGCAACUUUCAAGCCAUUGUCAUUUCACUGAAAGAAGAAUUUUAUACAAAAGCUGAGAGUCUGAUUGGUGUCUAUCCUGAACAAGGGGACUGUGUUAUCAGCAAGGUACUGACAUUUGACCUUACCAAAUACCCAGAUGCCAACCCCAACCCCAAUGAGCAGUAAUACAGUCUAGGGAGGAAGGGGGAGGAGGAAGUGGUAUAGGCCAGGAUUAGUUGCCUUAACUGUCCAAUUUGGUAGAGAAACAUGUUUUAGGCCUAUAAGAUGUAGAACAUCUCCCCUGUUAUAGAGAAUCAUGGUCUUUAUGCCAUUUAAGAAAACUUAAAGCAGUAUUGUAAAACUCAUUGGGGUGUAUAUCUGCAUUGGGGUGGGGAAAGUUUAGUUACUUUAUUAGUUACUUAGCUUAGUUACUUCUCCGCCAAGGCCAAGUCCUAUGGCCUCUUUGACAAUUAUGUUGAAAAUCCUUCUUUUAGAAUAGGGGUUCUUAAUCUGGUGUCUGUGAUCUUCUGUGUUUUUAAAAUAUUUUGAUAAAUUUGUUUCAAUAUAAUUUACUUUCUCUGUAUUUUAUUUCUAUAUAUUUUAUGCUUUUGAAAACAGUAAUGUGUUGGGAUUCCAUAGGCUUGACAGCCUGCCAAAGGGAUCCUUGAUACAAAGAAGAUUUGGAUCCUCUGUUUUAGAAGGGGGGAGUGUUUCCAGUGCUUCUUGGACACAUGGCUGUUGGCAUGGGUUGGUGCCCAACCCAUAAAUUUGUCUUUUGAGUUUUGAUUUGAUAUACCUAUAUACCUAGAGAGAUAAUUUUCAUCGCUAACACAUAACAGGCCCUUUAUUCUUACUAUUGAUUCUUUCAAAUCUUUUAUCAGUAUCUGUGUCUUAUUUAGAAUUGCAUGGAAUAUAAUUACUUAAUCAUAGUUGUAUUUUACAGAUAAUUAUCCCACAACCAUUUUCCAAAAAACAGAUCCUAUCCCUAAGAGAUUAAAUAAAACCCAGAGACCUGAACUCAAAUAAUCUUAUCAGUAAAUUUAAAAUGUUCAUUAUUCUAGUAAGAAGGUCUUGGCUGUUGGUGAUUUUUUAAAAAACCAACAUUGUAUAAUAAAAAGAGCACUGAGAUAGAAUUUCUAAAUUUUCUCAUAAGUUAUAUUAUUAUGAGGAUAAUAAUCUAGGAUGUUUCAAAACUUCUCAGUGCAGUUUUAAAGUAUUCAAGCUCAAGACUUCCCUAAGACUUUUGAGCUUCCUGUGUAUACUCGUACAUUGUCAUGAUGCUAUUCUUAUGAUCAUAUAAAAUAGAAAUUUGUAAAUAGUAAAACACUAUAUAAUUAUUAUAAGAGUUGCUGAAAAAAUAGAGUAUUACAACCCCAAAAAUAUAAGUAAUCAUGUGAAUCAGAGGCUUAAUAGUCUACCAUUAUUUCUUUUCCAUUCAUAGUGAUUUUCCUUACUUAAUAUUUCUUUUCUGUUGUAUAGCAAAAAGUAGCCUUGAAAAAUUUAGAUGAAAAAGCCAAAUGGUUACAAACAUUAAUUGCAUAUACAAAUAGCAGACUAUAUAAUCAUAAGAAAUAUUUUGUGUAUUUACUGCUAAUUUAAUUUUAUGGGAAUGUUAAAAUUUAUGGGGAUGUUUUGCUCACAUAAAUAUAGGAGGAAAACAGAGACUUGGAUUAAGAUCUACUGCUAUUUAAUUUAAUACCCACAUAAUAGUUUGUCAAGUUCCUUAACCUCUCUGGGCCUAAAUUUCCUUAGUUGUAAAAGAAGGGAUUUAUACUAUGUGACAUUAGGGUUCCUUUCUAUUCUAAAUCUGUGAGCAUGAGAAAAAUUUUAGAGACCCCAAAUUUCAUGAUUGUGUCAUAAAAUAAGUAGAAACCCAUUAGGACUUUUAUAUACAGAAGUUGAAUUCAGAAUUAGUAGAAAAUGCAUAAAACAACACAGUCCCCAGAUUUAAAGACACAUUACAAAAUACUGAAAAAAUAAAGAAUGAUAAAUAAUAAAAUUCAUUUGGAAGAACAAAAAAUGUAGAAUCCAGGAGAAAUAAGGAAAUGAAAGGUGAGUAGCACAUCUAGACUUUAUAUUAUAAAGCAGUAGUAGAUCUGUGAAAUAGACUAUAUAAAAAAAAAAAAGAAUCAGAAAUCCAACUGAAUAACUUGGUAUUGAAUAAAUUUGAGACCAUACUUAUUUGAGAAACUUGCAGGGAGCUGUUUAAUAAGAUAUGCUGGGAAAAUUGAAAGGCAGUUUUGCAGAAAUUAGUCCUAGACCAGUAACUUACAUUAUGUAAUAAAUUAAGUUCAAAAAUGGAUAUGAAAACUUAAAUAUAAAAGGACAAUCAAGUAAAAAAAGGUGAGAUCAAGUAUCUCUCACAGUUGAUUAUUAAAGGAAAUAUACUUUAAUAUAUGCUAGUGACUCUGAAAGAUAAAAUAAUUUCAUUUAUAUUAAUUUAAAAGCAUUUGUAUGACUCGGAAGAAGAGCGUUGAUUAGGAAAAUAAUAUUUACAUAAAAUAGUUUGUAUGAUAACCAACAUAUGUUAUAAUUAUCAAAUGUGUAAGAUCAAUGGUCAAAGAAUAUGAAAAUUAUUUCAAAUGAAGAACUACUAUGUACAUACUAUUAACCAUAUGAAAAGUUGCUUCAGUUCCCUAAUGACACAAAUGCAAAUCAAGGCAAUAUUUUAUCUUGUAUCCAGUAAAUUAGCAAAGAUAACAAAUAGAGAAAUUGCCCAUGUCACUAGAGCUAGUAGAGAUGUGAAUUGAUCCAAGCACGUUAGAAAAUAAUGUAUUAUACUAAAAAAAAAAAAUAAAAUUGUUUUUUGACUAAAAUAUUCAUAUCCCUUGACUCAGAGAUUAUACUGUGUGGUAUAUGCCAAGAUGGUUUAAACAAAGAAAAAUCUCAUGUAACUAAGAACUAGGAGUGAAAUAGCCAUGAAAAUGAUGAAUAUAAUGAGUUGUUACCUAUUAAAUAAGAUGAUAAAUAAUGAAGAAUUAGAGAAAUGUGAAUAUUUUUGUGAACUGAUGUGGAGUGAAGUAAAGUUGAAAGAGGGCACAAAAACUAGGGUAAUUAAAUGAAAAAAAUAAACCCUCAAAAACAAGUUUCCAGGGUUUUAUAAGAAAAGCAAGUUUGGGGAAAAAAAAAGAAAAUUAAGUUUGACCUCAAAAAGAACUGAGAAAAUAUACUUCCCUCCUUUCUUUACAAAGGUGUGGGAUGACAGGUUGCAAAACUACACUGGCUUGGUUUUUUUUCCUCUUUUUAAUGUUGAUAAAGGGGUAACUCCAUCAUUGGAAAGGAGGAAGUCAUAUGUGGGGAAAUGAAAAUGUUAUAAAUUUUUUAUUAAAAUUCCUGAAAUGAAGAUAAAGAGAAGGUAAAGAUUUUUUUUUAAGUUGUAUAAAAUUGCCUUCCAUUACUGAACAAGUGGGUAUUUUUUUUCUUAGUCUUAAUUAGCCUUUCCCGUAAAAAAAUGUUUAGAAAAAUCAAUAUCUUGUACUUCCAUUAGUGUAGAUCAAGAAAUUUCAAUCUUCAGCCACAAACCUUUGACCCAAACCUAAUUAAAAAUUGGGAAAUGUUUAACGAAAUACAUAAAAAUACAAUUUAGAUAGUAUAAAUUUGUCUUUUUCCGGGUCAGUAUAUUGCGUGCAGGUUUGAUUGUGAUACCAUUUGUGUAGCUAUUCUCUUCUCAAAUGCAGUAUUUUAUGGUUUACCAUGAACAAAAAUUUUAUCAUCUACCAACUGAUGAGCUUGAUGUAAACUUUAAUUUGACCAGAAUCAAGAAUGAUUUGUAUGUUUUGGUUAGUUAAUUAUUUCAAUGGGAAGGAAAGAUGAACCAAAAGUACCAAAAUUAAAAAUAGACUUUAGAAAGGACAAGAAUAUUUUUAAAAUAUUUGAAUUUACUUGCUUCUAUACUGUGAAAUCCAAAAGGCUUUAUGUAAUGUUUCAGUCCUUAUUUAGCAGGUGUGUUUUAUCAUUUUUGUUAAUAGUAAUUAUAUUUACAAUAAAAAAAUUUUUAAAGCAG
Antechinus flavipes (yellow-footed antechinus) is the source of this 7929-nucleotide messenger RNA. RefSeq names its product structural maintenance of chromosomes 1A (gene SMC1A). The transcript has a single exon. Gene Ontology annotation, biological process: sister chromatid cohesion. Bases 315 to 4112 code for a protein of 1265 amino acids. The record is from RefSeq and is a predicted model, not a curated record. Gene Ontology annotation, molecular function: protein binding; ATP hydrolysis activity; ATP binding. Lineage: Eukaryota; Metazoa; Chordata; Mammalia; Dasyuromorphia; Dasyuridae. Gene Ontology annotation, cellular component: nucleus; chromosome; cohesin complex.